AUGUCUCAACAAAUGAACAAUCCUAGCAUUAGGAGAAAGUUAGUUAUUGUUGGUGAUGGUGCUUGCGGUAAAACAUGUUUGUUGAUUGUGUUUGCAAAGGGUAAAUUCCCCCAAGUUUAUGUUCCAACAGUGUUUGAUAAUUACGUAGCGGACGUUGAAGUUGAUGGUCGUAGAGUCGAGUUGGCAUUAUGGGAUACUGCUGGUCAAGAGGACUACGAUAGAUUACGUCCUUUGUCUUACCCGGACUCCAACGUCGUGUUGAUUUGUUACUCGAUCGACUUGCCGGACUCUUUGGAGAACGUGAUGGAGAAGUGGAUUAGCGAGGUGCUUUACUUCUGUCAGGGUGUUCCUAUUAUCUUGGUUGGCUGUAAGGCCGAUUUGCGGAACGAUCCGCAAGUGAUCGAGCAAUUGAGACAGCAAGGGCAACAACCAGUGUCUCAGUCCCAGGCUCAAGAGGUUGCGGACCAAAUUGGAGCUGUGGAGUACAUUGAAUGUUCAGCUAAGACUGGCUUUGGUGUUCGGGAAGUGUUUGAAGCCGCCACACGUGCUUCCUUAAUGGGGAAGCAGGGUAGAUCUAAGGCUAAGAACGAUAAGAAGAAGAGGAAAAGAUGUACUGUCUUGUAA
Molecule: messenger RNA, 624 nt
Organism: Eremothecium sinecaudum
Lineage: Eukaryota; Fungi; Ascomycota; Saccharomycetes; Saccharomycetales; Saccharomycetaceae
Product: Rho family small GTPase
Exons: 1
Coding region: 1-624 (207 amino acids)
Biological process (GO): small GTPase-mediated signal transduction
Molecular function (GO): GTP binding; GTPase activity
Source: RefSeq, a predicted model, not a curated record